AUGCGGCGAGAGCUAUUCUUGCGCAUCGUUAACGGGUUGUCGGUGUGUUACCCGAACUUCCAACAGCAUUGGGAUGCCACCGGAAAGCCUGGGUUGUCACCUCUGCAGAAGUGCAUGACUGCAAUUAGGCAGUUGGCAUACGGAGGUUGCGCCGACAUGUUCGACGAAUAUCUUCACGUCGCCGACACAACUGGUCGUGAUUGUCUGAAGAAGUUUUGUAAAGGCGUGAUUGAGACUUUCGGCCCCACCUAUCUGCGGAAGCCGACCGCACAAGAUUGUCAGUUCCUGCUUGAUUUGCACUGGAGGGUGCACGGCUUCCCGGCCGUUGCCGAUCAGCGCCUAUUGAUUUGGCAUGCCUACUUCGGUGUGGCCGGGUCGAACAAUGACCUUAAUGUUCUGCAAUCCUCGCCUCUGUUCAACGACCAGUGCUAG
This is a messenger RNA of Salvia hispanica, 432 nucleotides long. The record is from RefSeq and is a predicted model, not a curated record. NCBI's taxonomy places the organism in Eukaryota, Viridiplantae, Streptophyta, Magnoliopsida, Lamiales, Lamiaceae.